This is a messenger RNA of Girardinichthys multiradiatus, 5973 nucleotides long. It is a transcript of the gene ppargc1a, whose product is annotated as peroxisome proliferator-activated receptor gamma, coactivator 1 alpha. Gene Ontology annotation, molecular function: RNA binding; transcription factor binding. Bases 223 to 3204 code for a protein of 993 amino acids. Gene Ontology annotation, cellular component: nucleus. The transcript has 12 exons. Gene Ontology annotation, biological process: positive regulation of transcription by RNA polymerase II. The record is from RefSeq and is a predicted model, not a curated record. NCBI's taxonomy places the organism in Eukaryota, Metazoa, Chordata, Actinopteri, Cyprinodontiformes, Goodeidae.
AAGGGAUUUACAGCAAGGGAAUAUUUGGCAUGCGGAGUCUUGUUUUCCACCUCAGUUAAACAUGUAGUCGCUGUCAGGCGCGUACGAAGGGUCUUUUUUUCAGGAUCACCGCUUUUACCUCCGUACAGGAUCUGCGCUUGCAGAGCUGGGGAAGAAUCCCUUUCCAGCCGCGGACGGAACGCGCUCCGGGUGUAAAGAGAAGGGGGUCUUAUUCAUGCCGAAAUGACUGAAAUGUCUCAGAGUCAGUGUGCUGCCUUGGUUGGUGAAGACCAGCCCCUUUGCCCAGACCUCCCCGAACUUGACCUCUCAGAGCUUGAUGUCAGCGACUUGGAUGCGGACAGCUUUCUGGGUGGCCUUAAAUGGUACAGUGACCAAUCAGAGAUAAUUUCCUCUCAAUAUGGGAAUGAAGCAUCUAAUCUUUUCGAGAAGAUAGAUGAAGAAAAUGAGGCCAACUUGCUGGCAGUGCUUACAGAGACCCUGGACAGCAUCCCGGUGGAUGAGGACGGACUGCCUUCGUUUGAGGCCCUGGCAGAUGGGGACGUGACCAAUGCCAGUGACCGGAGCUGUCCCUCCUCCCCAGACGCCUCACCUCACACCCCAGAGCCUUCUUUGCUGAAGAAGCUCCUUCUGGCGCCGGCAAAUUCCCAGAUCAGCUAUAAUCAAUACACAGGUGGCAAGGCACAGAACCAUGCAGCCAGCAGCAACCACCGGAUCAGACCACCACCUGCCGUCGUCAAGACGGAGAGCCCCUGGAACAACAAAGCGAGAGGGGGCUCCAGCCAGCAGAACCGCCCGGUGAGGCGACCUUGCACUGAGCUUCUCAAAUACCUAACAGCCACUGAUGACAUCCUGCUCCACACCAAAGCCAGCGAUGCCAAGAACGCCUGGGGGGGUCCUAGUGGCAGGGACAAGAGUAGCCUGGGUCUCAGUGCCUCAUCGUCGUCUUCGUCGCCAUCCUCUUCAUCCACCUCCUCGUUCUCUUCCCUGUCUUCCACUUCUUCCUCCUCUUCGUCCACCACCUCCAAGAAGAAGUCAGCUGUGCCAUCUCAACAGCAGCAGCAGCAGUCGCCGCAGCAGCAUCACCAGCGAGGUGAGAGCCGGGCUGCAGGCGAGUGUAUUGUGGCUGGUCAUGGGGCUGGGAAGUGGCAGCGUUGCUCUCACGAUGACGGGGUUGAGGAUUCAGAGGGUGCCUCUGUCACUGUUGGUCGCAGAACUGACCCCUGCGGCCAUGCCCGCCCCAAACUGGAGCACGGGCCGCCCAAUGAAGAAGGAAGGCCGCCAGGCGAUGUUGGCCGCCUGGCCGCCGCUAGGUUCAUUAGUGACCACAAAGGAUCACCCUUUGAGAACAAAACCAUUGAACGCACAUUAAGCGUGGAGAUUGCUGGAACCCCAGGUCUGACACCACCUACCACGCCCCCACACAAAGCCAGUCAAGAGAAUCCUUUCAAAGCAUCUCUGAAAACUAAGUUGUCCUCGUGUUGCUCCUCGGCCUUGACGUGCAAAAGAGCCAGGCUGAGUGAGUUGGGUGCCGGCGCUUUGGCCCCGGCCCCAGGUGCCUCAGCCGGGGGCCCUGCUAGAAAGGGUCCCGAACAGACUGAGCUCUAUGCGCAGCUAAGCAAAGCAUCCACCGCCCUCCCUUACGCCAUUGCUCAAUGUGUGCUGGGGGGGGGCCUCGAGGGGCACUUCAGCACAGGCAACAAUAAGCGGGCCACUGGGCGGGAUGGCCACAGCGACCAUGACUAUUGCCAGGCAUUGGCUGCUGGUAAGAAGGAUGGGGGCAAAGCCACUGUUUCCAUGGCUGCAUCUAUGGAAAUGACAUUCACCCCAGGUGCAACCUCCACUGGCAAGGUGGAGAACAGGCUCAUCGAAUGUAUGGACUCAGCCAUGUCAAUAUCGCUUUUAUCAUCUUCUUGUUCUACAUCAUUAUCCUCACUUAGUCAUUUGACUAAAGAGCAGAAUUUUGUCCCUGUGAAUGGAGACACUUGCCAUGUCAGGGACUUAGGGGAGUGUACCCUUCCGCAAACCACACAGAUCCUCACACAGGGGGCAACUGCUAUUAGGGACCAACUGCAACUUUCUCCCAUCAACCGGAAGCCCCUGUGUGACCAGGAAAUCAGAGCAGAACUCAACAAGCACUUUGGCCCUCCCCUACAAGCCCUCUAUACUCAGGGUGAGCAGGAGAGAGAUAAAAGCAGUAAACCAAACAAGCCUACAACCCCCCAGUCCCCUGAGGGGGGAGAGAAUGACUUUUACCCCCAGAGGCUAUCCGGUUCCAGCUACCUGCACCCAGGGUUUCUGUCCUUCCAUGACGAGCUGGAGCUGAACGAGGGUUGUGAGAGUUGCUUCGUCUUUCCAUGGGAGGGCACCCCUCUGGACCUACUCUUUGAUUGCUCUCCCCAGUCUCCCUCUUGUUCCCCACCAUCCACUUGCUCCCCUUCACGAGGAUCUGUCUCCCCACCGUCUUCCCUUCUCCUGUCACCUGGCCGACCGUUCUGCUGGACCGGCAGUGGGUCUCGCUCCCGCUCUCGGUCCCACUCCGGCUCCCGCAGCUCCUCAUCACGAUACUGCAGGCGCUCUCUAUCCAGCUCACCAGACAGACGUCCCUCCUCUUGGUCUCAUCAUAGCUCUGAUCUAAGUGCUGUCCGCUCCAGAAUCCAUAAAAGCCCCCACCCUCAGUCUCGGUCUCCACACAGCCGCAGGCAAAGGUACGACAGCUAUGAGGAGUACCAGCACGAGAGGCUUAAGAGGGAGGAGUACCGCCUGGAUUAUGAGAAGCGGGAGUUUGAAAGGGCCGAGCAGAGGGAGAAGCAAAGGCAAAAAGCAAUAGAAGAGAGACGGGUGGUGUACGUGGGGCGACUGAGGUCCGGCUGCAGCCGAUCAGAGCUGAAGCGCCGCUUUGAAGUCUUUGGGGAAAUUGAAGAAUGUGCAGUGAACCUGAGGGAUGAUGGGGACAAUUUUGGCUUCAUCAUGUACCGCUACACCUGUGACGCCUUUGCCGCCCUUGAGAAUGGACACACCCUACGCAGGUUGAAUGAGCCUCAGUUCGAGUUGUGUUUCGACGGACAAAAGCAGCUUGGCAAAUCACAAUACGCAGACUUGGACUCCCAUUCAGACGACUUUGAUCCAACUUCCACAAAAAGCAAGUAUGACUCCAUGGAUUUUGACAGUUUGCUGAGAGAAGCCCAGUGCAGCCUGAAAAGGUAACCAGCUCAGUGGAGCCAGAUGUCUGUGUCACAAAGAGGAACUUCUUAUACCUCAACAUUGUUUCUCUCCCCUUCGACGACGAGACCACCAGAAGUUUGAUGCUCUGUCAAAGUGCACCUGAGAAUAAGUCUAUAGACCUAUAUCGAUAUAAAUGAAUAUAUUAAAAAUAAAAGUUUACAUGAACAUAGCUGCUGAAGAGCUGGGAAGAAACAUUUCACCCUGGGAAAGCCAGUGAACUCUCUCAGUUGGAUGCACUCUACUGCUGUAAAACCAGUUGAAAGAAGAAAAAAAAUUUUUGAUUUCCUUUUCUUCAAGCACUACAAUACCCACAAUUCAUUUUUUCUAAAGAAGUAUAAACAUGCAGUUUGUUGAGCCAGAUUUGUUUCUUUUACUAUUGAUUUUUUUUCUCUUUACUCUUUUAAAUCUGGCAUUUUGGAUCUGGUGUUACAUUACAAAGAGAAGUGUGAGGGAAAUAAUUCUUGAAGGUAAAAAUCAGAAAGUAACAUUGUUGUCUACAUUUGAAAGGAGAAAUGUAGCUGUGUAUUUACAAAAGCUAUAAAAAAAGACUAUUUUUAUUUUAUGUACAUACAUAUCAGAGUUCUUUAUUUGUUACAGCUAUGCACUGUAAAACGCAGCCUUUUUUUUAAAAAAGAAGAGAAAUUUUCUUAAUUCAGAAUGUUGAUCUGUAGUAAUUACAAUACUGUAAAACAUAUUGUACACCUACAUGAAGUUUAGAAGACAUGACAUGAUUGUAAAAAAGAAAAAAGUUAAAUAGACAUGUCUGAUUGCUCAUUUUGUGAGAGCAUGUGAACAAAUGUUCUUUUUUUAAGUUCUUUUGUUUUGGGGGGGAAAAAAUGCGAACCAUGUAUAGUUUUAUGUGUUUAUAAAGUUUGUCAAUCAGUGUUUUUGCUUAAAACAACCAGUUUAAAUUACAUUUUAUGGUGUUUUAUUCAUGAUUGUUCCACAUUUUUAAUCAUCACUUACAUGACAUAUUUGGGUUUUUUUGUUGUUAAAGGCUCUUUGAUUACCAUCAAUAAGAGAGAAAACAGUCAAUCAGCACAGAUAUAUUUAUGUAUUUAUUUUAAUAUUUGAAUCAAAGGAUAUUUAUGGACUCCAUUUUACAAUGGCGUACCUCAUAAUUGUUUGGUUUCCUAUUUAUGUCUCUUGUCAAUUGAUUUGUGUUAUUUAACUUGCAAUCACUAGACAGGGUGUACAAUGAAUAACUUUGGUGGAGAUGUUAUUACCUUCUAUGCCUUCCGAAACAAUCAAGCUGUUCAGUCCGAGAGUCAGGCCCCUCAUUCUUCUCCAGCAUCUACUUUGUUUUGUUUGCUUGUUUUCACUAAGUUACAGAUAACAUAAAGCAAUAAAAAUGAUUUUGCAGGAAUUUUGUUGUGAAAACUGAAAUAUUGCCAUCAUCACUCCGCUCAUGCUUGAUUAUGUGAAUGCUAAACUAAAGUUUACAAUUUUACUUUACCUGAAUUUUAUAAAGAUCUUGUAUUUGAUGUGAAACAUGUAUACCACUGAUAUUAUUCACUCUAAUAAAAAGAUGAUAAAGGAUAGUGCCGAUUAUGAUAAAAAUUAAAGAAAAGAGCAAUAAAUUAUAAUUUAUUUUUUUUUGUAUUUUAGCUCCUGAUGUUGUGAGAUUUUUUGGACUUUGACCCAUUACCCAGUCGCUGGUAUAGUUAGGACUCUUCCACUACCCCGCCCCCCUCCUCUUCAACAUGUAGCUGAGUCUCUGUGAUUGUGACACACGCAUUACCUUGUGACAUCUGUGCAAACGUGACCGACUCUUUAACUCCACCCCAUGUGUGUAAAAACGUGCCCAGUCAACACUGAUUGUUGUAUGUUGCAUGGUUAUUUCAGGACAGCGGCUGGUUUAAGGCCUAAACGUCUUUAAAUACUUUCCUGUCAGCUGUCUGAACUGGCAGAUUUUUAAAAAUGUUCUAAAAGCCAAAAGAAACUCUAUUUAACAUGCUGCUACCCCAUUAACUCAACCCUCCUUUCUCCAAGUCCAGAUAUCACAGCGCUGUCAACAUGACAUGAAAGGUAACCUUGCAGUUUCUGGUUCAAUUAAUAUCUUGUUUUUAGCGUGAGCCAAGUAAUGAGAGAACCAGCUAUAAAAGCUUAGCUGAUCAUAGAGUUUGACUGCAGAGGCAAGAAACGGCUAAUUUUUUUGAUGCAAGAAGGCCAAAAUUGAUUGAAGGAUGUAAAAAAAAAUCCCUUUACCUUUUUUAUGAUAAUGUUAAACUUUUUUUUGCUGUAUGUAUAGCGUUUGGGUAAUGGUGUCGUGUCCCAUUUCAUAGAUGUGGCUUUAAUCAUUGUAAUAAAAAAAGUAAAAAGGCUUUGUAAAUUGCUUAGAUUAGCAAUAUAAUAUAACACCACCAGGUUCAAAUUUAAACUUUGGCGGGCUUUUUAAUAAUAGGAGCUGUUGAGUUUGUUGCCACUGCUUAAACAUUUGUUUUGUAAUCAUGUUUCUUCUGGAAGGACGAUAAUGUUCAUUGGUAAGUGUGUGUGUGUGUGUGUGUGUGUGUGUGUGUGUGUGUGUGUGUAAAAGUGUGAUUGAAGGUAUGUUUGUGUGCGUUUUCUGGGAAAGGGUUAGGGGUUGUCGCUACCUGUUUGUGUCCUAUUCACGUUGCCUUCUGCCAAGUCCUUACCAAUGCCUUUGUGGUUCUACCUAUUGUACGACUUUCUUGUGACUUUUAUUUUUUAUGUGCAAUUCUCAUUAGCCUCACCAUGCCAAUAAAGGGAAAAUGUGUUUGAAAAACUGUC